AUGUCCACAUCCUCCUUUAAGCCUGUCGCCGCGGAACCCGUCAACGAAGAGAAUGGUUUGAUCCACGGAGUCUCUGCGCAAGAGCUGCAGAUCAUCGGCGAACAAUGCAUCGACGCAAAGACUAAGGCAUACUGCCCGUAUUCGCUUUUCCGCGUCGGCGCAUCACUCCUUCUGCAUCAGUCGACCUCCUCGGGGCCUUCAAUCAUUGUAGGCGCAAACGUCGAGAAUGCUGCAUAUCCUGUCGGCACUUGCGCCGAGCGCGUCGCGUUCGGUACCGCUGUGAUACAAGGCCACAAAUUGGGCUCCUUCAAGGCCGUUGGCGUAGCUACCGAUAUUGACGACUUCUGCUCGCCGUGUGGAAUGUGCAGGCAGUUUCUCAGAGAGUUUUUAGAGCUGGACACACCCAUCUUUAUGUUCAACAAAGAGGGCAAAUAUAUUGUGAGGACAAUGGGCGAGCUGCUUCCAUUGAGCUUCGGGCCGGAUGUGUUGCCACCAAGAGAGCAACUGAAGAAGAAGAGAGAAGAGGAGAAGACGAAGGCUGCAUAA
Boeremia exigua is the source of this 546-nucleotide messenger RNA. RefSeq names its product cytidine deaminase. Gene Ontology annotation, cellular component: cytosol. NCBI's taxonomy places the organism in Eukaryota, Fungi, Ascomycota, Dothideomycetes, Pleosporales, Didymellaceae. The transcript has 2 exons. Gene Ontology annotation, molecular function: zinc ion binding; cytidine deaminase activity. The record is from RefSeq and is a predicted model, not a curated record. The coding region runs from base 1 to 546 and encodes 181 amino acids.